UGGAGCUCUGACUUCCUGAAGGACCUCACAGUGAGCGACUAUAAAAUGUCAGUCACAUUCACCAGCCAGUCGAGUGACAUGGAAGGAUACACUAUGGACCUGGUUGACAGUGAGGCUUGGAGCCAAAACAAGCGGAGCUCAGGUCACUGGAGGAGGCCUGCUGCCGUGUGCAUGGGGCUGCUGGCUCUCGCCCUGCUCAUCGCCAUCCUCAGCUUUGUGGCACGAGGUCCUGGUGUCAACAACUCUCAGAGCACCACCCAGGUCCCAACAAGUCAGAACAAGUGUGAAAACCUGACCCGGCACUGGAUGCAGCUCCAGACGAGCUACAGCAGUCUCUCUGAAAACACCAUCCAGCUGCAGCACGACUACCACUCGCUGGAAAAGGAGAAGGAAGCCCUGACGGCUGAGCGAGAUGCCACCAGAGUGGACCGAGACUCCCUCCGAGCAGAGAUGGACCUGCUCAAACCUGAGCGAGACGCCCUGGCAAGUGAGCGUGACUCGCUGCUGGAUGAGAUGUCCUCCCUCAAGGCUGACAGAGAUAACCUGACCUUGGACCAGGAGUUCCUACGACUAGAGCGAGAUGCCCUCAAACCUGAGAGAGACAGCCUCCGACAGGAGCGCGACCAGCUCAGAGGUGAGAAGGAUGCGAUUGUUGCCGAGCGAGAUGGUUUGAGAGCAGAGCAGGAGGUCCUCAAACCUGAGAGGGACGCCCUCAAGAACCAACUGGACUCACUGCAGGUAGAUCAGGCGCAGCUGAGAGUCCAGAAUGACAGGUUGAAGGAGAGCAACAGCAACUUGACAGUGAGGAUGGAAGCGCUGCAGAAGAAGUAUCACACUUUGUUAGACAGCACCAAGCUGACAGUGAACGCCUCAGAAAAUGUUUGUCCCAUUUCCUGGAUUAAAUUCCAGAACAAAUGCUACUACAUCUCCAAGAAGUCAGAGACCAAAGGCUGGAUUUUCGCUAAGAGAGACUGUGAGCGGCGCCGGGGACACCUGGUGAUCAUCAACUCGAAAGAAGAGAAUGACUUUGUCUCCAGGUUCUACGACCAGACCUGGAUCGGUCUGUCGGAUACGGAGGAGGAGGGGAAGUGGAAGUGGGUGAAUGGGGUGGACUUUGCCGGUGAAGGUUUCUGGAUGCAGGGCGAGCCCAACGGUGCUAGCAGCAAGGAGGACUGUGCGGAGGUGACUCAGGAGAGAGGAGAGUGGAAUGAUGUUGCCUGCAGCAAGAUGCUGUCCUACGUUUGUGAGAUGUAGAGUCCAGGCCUCUUUUGUUGUUUCACGGAUCAAGUGAAGCAGAGCUCUCCACGUCAGUCCAAUAAAA
Messenger RNA from Synchiropus splendidus (mandarinfish), 1321 nucleotides. Its product is annotated as low affinity immunoglobulin epsilon Fc receptor-like. The record is from RefSeq and is a predicted model, not a curated record. Gene Ontology annotation, molecular function: signaling receptor activity. The coding region runs from base 46 to 1254 and encodes 402 amino acids. The transcript has 4 exons. Lineage: Eukaryota; Metazoa; Chordata; Actinopteri; Syngnathiformes; Callionymidae.